GUAGACUUCACUGAGUUUCUUUCUUUGCAAAUCAUGCUAAGUUAAAGCAGUAAAAUGUCUAUCCAAGCAGUUGACAAUUUAUUUCAACAAGCAAGGAAAGCAUCAGAUGAAGAUAUAGAAAAGUUAUGUAAUAAUAUUUUAGAUGUAUUUCAUCAACCAGAAAAACUAACAGAAUGUACCAAUUUACUACGACAGUUAUAUUUUAUACUACAGGUUUCAGACCAUCCUAUGAGUUUACCGAAGAAGCUACUAGAGAAUCUGAUUACCUCAGUUGGGUUGAUGAAUGAAAGAAAUCUAAAACAAUGUUUAAUUUGUCAGAGAAUAGUAAAAGAAGUUAUGCCCCUUGACGCUGAGAAUAUGUCUGAGUUAUUACAACCUGAAUCAGGCAGUUCCGUUACUAAAAAUCUUUUUCCUCUUUAUAUAGCUCAGGGUAAAAGAUAUGGUUGUAUUAAAUCAGUUCUAUCUUCAGCUAUGAGAUGGCUAGGUAAUCAAGACUUAGAUUUUGAAAGUCAACGACAAAGUUUUGUAUUUUUAGUAGCUGUGUCUAUUUUACAUACUAGUUCUCUGAAUACAGAAUAUAUAGAAACUACAAGUUCUAAGAUAUCACAAUGGUUAUUAAAUGCUAGUAUACAACAAGCACCCAAUCCCUAUACUAUUAAUCCAUUCCGGAAAGAUCAAACUAAUAUAGUCAACGAAAUAGAUGGUACACCAAGUCAGAACUUCUUUACUUUUUUAAAUAUAGGCCAAUAUUACACUGAAGAUCAGUUUCUGAAUAUCCACUCAUUCUCCAUGUUAUAUAAAUGGCUGUAUCAUUGUCACAAACAACUGACAUCUGACACUACUGUCACUAACAAUGGCAGUGACAUGUCACCAACUGACAGAUGUAAACAAGUGUUUGGUAAUCUGGCCAGUAAAACAGUGGAAUAUUGUUUUAGAUUACUUGACCAAUGUGAAAGAAAACCAAAGGUGGCAACAGAUGCAGAAAUACAGAUAGCAUGUUUGUAUGAAACAGUGACUAUAUUAGAUUUAAUCUGUUCUAUAGAAGCUAACUAUAUACCUAAAGUACAUCAGGAAAUAAAACGAUUAUAUACACGUUUAUCUCAUGAUGUUACAGCCUUCCCUGUUAUUAUACAGAUAUUACAGUUCUUUAUCAAUCACAAUAUUACAGUUCUUUAUCAAUCACAAUAUUACAGUUCUUUAUCAAUCACAGUAAGUAUAUACAAUGUUACAGCUUUCCCUGUUAUUAUACAGAUAUUACAGUUCUUUAUCAAUCACAAUAUUACAGUUCUUUAUCAAUCACAAUAUUACAGUUCUUUAUCAAUCACAGUAAGUAUAUACAAUGUUACAGCCUUCCCUGUUAUUAUACAGUUAUUACAGUUUUUUAUCAAUCACAGUAGUGCAGUGGUCCAUGAUCCACAAGAGACGUAUCAACAUGUGUUUACAGAGAUAUUAUCCCAGCAUUAUACAGAUCAAGGCUUGAUGUUUGAUAUAGUUAAUUUUAUUAUGGAUAAUCUAGAUACGUUAUGUUAUAAAACAUCUAUUUUAUCAACAUACUUCCCUAAUAUAUUUAAGAUUUUAGCCUGGCAUCCCAGAACAUUCCUGGCAGAAUUUAUUGAUAUUUUACCAGCUUUGAUGUCUCCCACUACAUCCCUAGAGAUUUUCCAUACUAUACUGGAUCUACCAUGUAUGACAGGAGCUCUAGAGACCAUAGUAAAGAGUCCAGAAAAUACUAGUCAGUUAUCAACAGUUACAGUUACUCCAGCUAGUUCACUAGAGGCCUACCAGAUGGCGCUCUAUAGACCUUUACUUACCUUCAUUACUAGAGUUGAGGGCGGCCACGGUGAUACUAUAAAUAGAUUAGACUCCCUGCAUGGUGUAUUAGAUGAUUUAAAGAAUAACCCCAGAGUUACAGUAGCUUCACAGACUGUUCCUGUUUUACUCAGAGUAUGGUUUGAAGAAAUAUUAGAGAAUGGAGGCAAUGAUUUUGCUAUACAGUUAUUACCAGUAAUGCUGGAGAGAUCUAUUUUACUCUAUCCUAAACCAGAUUUUACAGCAGACGUAAAGAGGAUACUAUCAGAGAAUUUAGUAAAACUACUAAAGAAAUACAAAUCAAUAGUCAUAAGUCAAUAUGAUGAGAUAUCAGAUUUCUUAAUUAGUACCAGAAAUAUAUAUAAUAGAGAGGAAUUUUAUACCAAUUUAGUUUGGUGUGUUGGUGAAUAUUGUACAGUACAACAUAGUAAAACAUGUACAGCUGAUUUGAUAGCCAAGUAUUACAAUAUAUUAGAAGCUGUUACAUAUGAAACUUCUGGUAUUAUAAUAAACAAUGAUGAAACAUCGUAUAUUACAUUGAAAACUGUUUCAGUUCUGAUAUCUGCUUUAUCUAAGUUGGCCACUCGAUGUCAAGAUUUGAUCCCCCGAGCUAUAUUGUGUUUAACGAAGGUCACCAAACAACAUUUAACCAAUAGUAACGGUGGUGAAAUACUGGUUUCAAGAUGCCAGGAACUUAUAAAUAUACUCAAAUUACCAAACUUUGCGUCCGUGAUAUUAAAUCCACCAGAAGAAAUUGAAUCAGGAAGGUGGCAUAAAGACAAUACAUCUAUACCUAUAUUAUUACGAGCUUCACAUAGACAUUUAACUUCUGAUGGCUGACAGUUUUAUAAUAAAAAUUUAUAAUGCUU
Messenger RNA from Lottia gigantea (owl limpet), 2678 nucleotides. RefSeq lists its product as hypothetical. The transcript has 23 exons. The coding region runs from base 55 to 2649 and encodes 864 amino acids. NCBI's taxonomy places the organism in Eukaryota, Metazoa, Mollusca, Gastropoda, Lottiidae. The record is from RefSeq and is a predicted model, not a curated record. Gene Ontology annotation, cellular component: AP-5 adaptor complex.